Messenger RNA from Pararge aegeria (speckled wood butterfly), 1369 nucleotides. RefSeq names its product protein ALP1-like. The coding region runs from base 169 to 1365 and encodes 398 amino acids. The transcript has 2 exons. The record is from RefSeq and is a predicted model, not a curated record. NCBI's taxonomy places the organism in Eukaryota, Metazoa, Arthropoda, Insecta, Lepidoptera, Nymphalidae.
AUAAAUCAAUUGAAUAGGCUGUAUGGUCAAUAAUCUGUGCCUGUCCUGAAGAGGACAAAUUAUAAAAAAAAAAAAAACAACAAUCAAUGCAAAUAUGAAAUAAACAAAACAUCGUAAGCAUAGCUCAGAAGCAAAGUAAUUAUUUUAUUAUAAUUUUGAGACCAAAUCAUGACGAAUUUUAAUACAGAGUUUAUAAUGGAGUUAUUUUUAGAGGAUAAUGUUUCAACAAUGAACAGGCUAAUAGUAGCUACGGCCAAUGUCGUCAAUGAAAAUUUAGAAAAUAUUGCAUUUGUAAAUGAAUCUCUCAUGAAAGAACACAAUUUAGCCUUGCCCUCUAUAUCGACAAGGUACUCAGCAACUUUACCAGUGUUGAGCGAAGAGGAUUUCUAUAACGAUACUGUCAAGAAGUUUUCUCAGGAUGACUAUUAUGAGAGGUUUAAAAUGAGUAAAAGUACUGUUGAGGCAUUAAUAAGUUUUUUAAAGGAUUAUGUGAAACCUGGCUCUUCUAUAGUACCUCUAGAUAAGAAAGUUCAUGUAUUUCUGUGGCUGCUUACAAAUGAUGUCUCUUUUAAAGAAAUUGGAGAAUUAUUUGGUUUGCACAAGUCCUCGGUUAGUUACAUCUUCUAUGAGAUAGCAACUUUGGUUGCAGAACAGAGAAAUCAAUUUAUAAAUUGGCCUUCAUUGGAAGAACAGCAUGUGACCAGAAUUAAGGUGAAUAGUAAAUAUGGAUUUCCAAAUUGUAUAGGUUUUAUGGAUGCCUGUCGUCUAAAAGUCGGAUCUAGGAGAAGAAAGAGAUUAAAACCUGAAGUUAUUCUACUACAAGCUGUUUGUGAUGAGACACUUAUGUUUAUUGACAUACAUGUGGGAGAUAUUGGUACAACACGAAAAGGUAAAGUCUUCAGAGACAGCUUCAUGUCUCAGGAGCUCAAGAAUUUGGUUGAUUUUGAUAAUCAUAUAUUAGGAGACUCAGACUACAGAUUACGGAUAAAUUUAAUUACACCGUUUACCAGUGAGGAAGUGGUCACAAGUGAAGAAAUGAAGUUUAAUGCAGUUCUCUGGAAAGCACAUAGUUAUAUCAGACAAGCAUUUGAUAUAUUACGAGAUAGAUUUAGAAAAUUGAGCCUUAUAGAUAUAAAUAAGCCUGAAGCUGUGAAUACAUUGAUUGUUGCAGCAUGUGUUUUACACAAUUUUGUGCUCCUUCAGGAAGGUAGCCCAGUUAAGGAAGAAGUGGUCUUAACUGAUGAAGGUAUCACUAUUGAUACUGAUAUUGUGGAUACAGCAGCAGAGAAACGUCAGUUUUUAUGUAAUUACAUAAAUUAUUUUCAGAACUCUAAUAGUCUUUUAGCAAUAAAUAAUAUUUUAUAAUGCA